GAUACAGUCUAGCCAAGACAUUUGUCGAGCGACCUGACAAAAACCCGUCCUGGUUUGUGUUCCUUACAGUUUCUGGUAAAUCUGAUUUUAAUUUUAGUUUCUUCUAUGUUGAAGUAACCUGUAUCGUAUUGACGCAUGUACACCGAAAUUUAUCACGUUUGCGAAGCUGAAUUUGUUUUAAGUCCAGAUCAACACAUGGAAAUAUGAAGCCUCAGUUGGUUGGGGCGGAAUGGGAUGGAACAGGGGUCGAAGGUAACAGUUGUCGUGAGUAUUGUCAUAAGAAACAGGAUCGCUCUCUCUGUACGUCGGAUGUUUUAAUAAUUGCGAUCCCCACGGUUCAAACAUAUCCAACCACUCUUAAUGUUUCAAAUAGCAGAAUCCUACUCAAUCAUUGUCAAAUGGUCUAUGUUGGACUACCUUUACAACUACAUGAUACGGAAUCCUAUGAUAGUUACUUGGUUAUUUUUCGAAUGACAAGUUUAACAGUAACAAGUUUAUUCAGUUUUGAAACAGCUGCCGUACAUGAUUCCAAGAGUACAUUUCAUAUUACUAGGUACGACAAUAUGAUGUUCAUGUAUGACUCUAGUACUGUACAUCGUACCACCUUGUACGCUCUCAAAAUAAAUAUUAUCCUGUAUCCAAAUGUAUAUAAAAAGUCAACACCUAAGAACAACCAGCCCCGACUGUCCGCUGACUCCAAUGGGCGCUUAAGGCAAAACAGUGGUGAAAAUCACACGUAUGGACCACCAAAAUACCAGCAUGGCCCGCUCGACUGACAGCACCUGGCUCUUACACAACCUGCAUAAAAAACGUAAGUUUGCACAGUAGCGACCCUAGGCCUGCCACUCCAUAACAUACAAUAACGAGAGAGACAAGAAAGUCCAGUGACACGACAGCUGCCAAACAAAUUCGAAAUAUAAAAUCUCUUUUUGCCAUUCAAAGCUUGACUGCAAUCCCAAUUGCUUGAUCACUACCAAACCAGGGCUUGUCCGUUAUCAUAAAUGCAUUGAUGUUGAAGUGCGGCUCACAAGCCGUCUAUGCCUGUGACCUUAUACCCUUUUCAUUGUGUACGUAGGCGUUCGUAAGAGAUAACAGCUUCUAGCAUAUCGGUCAUGUCAUUGUGUAUCCUCCCUUGUUGUGGGUCUAUGGCUUCACACUUAAGGCAGGUGGUUUUACCUAAUUAAAGUUCAGGAUGACUCAAAGAUAAAAAGGUAAGUGGGGGUGGUGGAUGGAUGGAGGAUUAUUGAGACACGUUGUGAAUGGUUAACGAUUGACUACUUUCAUUUCAGGUUCAUUACAAUCGUUAAUGAAUGUUAAAAUGUUUCAUUACAUUCCUUAAAGCUGCCUCAACGAAUACUGUCGCCUCUCUGCGUCGCCAUGACCAACGUCGGACCAGAUCUGGACAUCACCAAGUACAAUUCUUGUACACGACGUAUGAACUGAAUGAGACCUGUGGCCAUAGGAGAGAAUGUGUGCAGAACGAGGUGGUUCAAGAUAAUGUCACUAACACAGCGUCGUGCAUGCAAGUAUACGUGUGUGUGGUUUCUUUACUUGUCCGAACUAAUGGCGAUUUGUAGUGUCAGCCCACUGAGAUACCAUACCUCAGUUUAACACGAUACCCCACUCAGACACAGUAUCCUCAUCCGAGUCGACCAGUCCUUGUUUUAUCCCUUAAGCGCCAGGCAGGGUACUAACAAAUGGAAUCUUUUAUCGUAUUUUGGUAUGACACAUGAUCAGAAUGAACCGGGAUUGGAACCCACAGUCAUAGGUUUCUUUCAAGCCUAAGGGACGUAACUCUACACAGCGAAUUGCGUCGACUUACACGACUGGGCCCCCUUGUCCCCAGUAUAUAAAAUGCUGUCUGUACACUGUACACUGUACAUGGACUUGGCGGAAGAACCUGGAUGGUCAAUGAUGAACAUCAACCCACGUGACGGGUAAUGAUGACACUCUUACUGUAUGUUCACCGAAUGAUCCGUGCAAUGCAGCUGUUGUGAUAGAUAACAGUGCAUCGUGUCCAUACUUCCUUGUAGGCCUCGUGACGUAACACCACGUGACACACACAGAGGGCGGGUGCAGAUACAGUCUAGCUCAGACUUGCCUUCCAGACAGUUGGCCUUUUUUCUUACAUUCUCACGUAUGACUGAAUGUACUUUUAGUUCCUUAUAUGUCGACGGUAUCUUACAGACGCAUGCACACCGAAACCAAUCACGUUUUCAAAGCUGAAUUUAAUUUGCAGCCUCGUUUGGUAGGGAGGGGAUAGGAUGGAGCCGUUGUCGGCACCCCUAAUCGUGAGUGUUGUCAUACCAACAGGAUUGCUUUCUCUGUACGUCUAAUGUUUUAAUAAUUGUGAUCUCCGAAGUUCAUGCAUGUCCAGUCACUUUGAGUAUUCUUUCAGUUUACGACAGCACAUUUCUAUGGUGGCCGCGAGUGGACUUUUCAGCUUCAAUUGCUGUCGCGACAAAACAAUAAGGUGGUAACGCGAGAUAAGAAAGUGAAAGCACGCGACGAGAAAGCGAUAACGCGAGACGACAAAGCGAAAGCGCGAGACGUGAAAGCGAUAGCGCAAGACGAGAAAGCGAAAGCGAAAGCGCGAGACGAGAAAGCGAAAGCAUGAGACGUGAAAGCGAUAGCGCAAGACGAGAAAGCGAAAGCGCGAGACGAGAAAGCGAAAGCGCGAGAUGAGAAAGCGAUAUGUAUCUGUAAUGCGUGAGAGAUAUGACAGUCGGUAUUGGGAGAAAAGGUGCAGGUAGUUGACUUGAGGAAUGUGACAAUAUGGUUUCUGUCAACCACCAUCAACUUCAACUGCAGAUGUUUAUAUACCAUUCCGCCUAGUGUAUGAUUAGUAAAUGGAGUGUGCUAAUGUCUCUUCCUCCAAUGCAUGUACCAUAGCCUAGUUAUGUUGUGUCAAAAUUAAAUUGUUUGCCAUUUUAAUAAAGACAUGAUAAAAAUGUGUUGCCUCAUGUUGAUACCUCGCAUUAAAGUGUUCUUGUACAUAACUUGUUAUGUUUUGUUUUGUUGUGGCUUCUACCUCUUGUAAUACAAAUAAACAAAAAAGACGAUGCCAAUUGCCUGAUGACAACAAUAUCCAGCGCUCACUAAACCAGGGCAGUUCAGUAUAAUAUGAGCAUUAGUUUAGUGACUCCGAGAUCAAGAAGGUAAGUGCAAGCGUGCGUUUGGAAUGGAUUUCGUGGGGAAUGAUUGAAGUGAAAGGUGAUUAUCGGUUGAUGUAUGAUAAAUGGUGAAUGUGUAUGUUUGAUAAUAAAGGAUGAACAAAUUAUGGUAUCAUCAAUAAUUUUUUAUUAUCUACUUUCAUUUCAGGUUAUAUACAAUCGUCCACCGAUGUUCAAAUGUUUCGUUAUUUUAUUUAAAGCUACAGGAACAUACGCACCUUCCUCCAACACUGUGACGGCUACAACGAGCCUGCCAACUACAUCAACCCCGACUACAACCCAAACUUCAUCCACUGCCUUGAGCCUGUCAACUACAUCAACCCCGACUACAACCCGAACUUCAUCCACUGCCUCGACAGCUACAACCAGACCACCCUACAAAGCUAUGACCGACGUCGGACUAGACCAGGACUGCACGAAUGCGCACUGUAGUGUAAUCCACAGCGCAUGUGUAAAGGAUGAGGCUGGGGACCGAAGAUGUGAAUGUGUGCAGAAUUAUUUGAAAACCGUGAAUGGGCAUUGUAAACAAGCUCCAGCCAUGCUGGUUGCCAAGGACACCCAUAACAUUACUGUGAAAGGCAGUCAACAUGCUGGAGACGUGUUUGGCAGUAUUCCCUUCAUCUCAUUGGCCGACUUCUCGAGGUCAGAGUUCAACAUUACCGUUCACAUCCUCCCAGCUGGAAGUGGCAUCAAGGCUCAGGUCACGCCCACGAACAUAACAUUGAAGUCAACGUCCAACACAGAAAACACACGGACAGACAUCGUGUUACAGAUCGACGCUCAUGUACAUUACAUACACAUAUCGCAGGUGGUAUCAGUGCAUAUUGUCUUUGAGGAAAUCACAAUCCAUACUCGGAUACUGCACUCCUUUCUCUAUGAAGGAACAAAGGCGGAAACUAUCAUUGGAGAUACCACAUUCACGUCGCGGUAUGGACAAUCUGGGUACAAACUCUCAAUUACUAGUAACGACAAAUCCGACAUUGUUGAAGCAUUGUUUUUGUUGCAAGAUUCUGGGCAAAUCGUACUAAAGAAGGACAUAGCCCUUCAAGGCUUGACAGGGUCUUCCCUUGUUGCAUCAAUAGAACUAUCGUUUCAAGUAAACCUAACCCGCGAUUCUGCAUCCGAAGCUGUGGUAUUAGCAGUUUAUCACAUUCUGAUACUUAACGAUGAGUAUCAUUACACUAUCGAUGAGAAUAAUAGUCCAAAUAAGGCCAUUAUGCGGAAUCAGCUUUUGGGUGAUCAUUCUUUUUUCAAAAUCGCGGCACCUGAUAUGUCUUCAGUAUUAAAAUUUCAAAAUAAUGAUGUCUUGGUAAGGGAACAACUCGAUUAUGAAAUAGUAUCGGACAGAGAAACUGAGUUUGAUCUUUAUGUAUCCACGAAUGACGCAGACGGAUCGAAGGACGUUCGAAUGUCUGGAAAACUGUUCGUGAAGAAUGUGAACGACGAACCGCCUCAUUUUGAAGAAACCCAAUUAUACCUCACCGUUCUGAGUGGUUCACCAAAGGGAACAAUUCUUGGUGUAAUACCUGUAAAAGAUCAGGACACACCUUUAUAUGGCUUAACACUUUCUAUCAAAGGACCAUACAGUGCAUACUUUAUAAUAGACAAUGGAGGUACACUGUCAAGUUCAACUGAUAUACAUAUUGGACCCUCGAAGUUUCCACACAAUUUCCAUUUUUUGGUUUCGGCUAGUGACGGCGAAUUGACAUCAGACAACGAUUGCAUUGUGGAUGUUACAAUCAGAGUGGCGAAUCAACACACGACUAAUCUAAACAUGUCAUUCCCCGCCACGUUGCCAGAAGAGUCUCUCCCUGGCACCUUUGUGGCUGAUGUCAGACAGAUUAAUUACACCAACUAUCAGUUUACAGAGCGUGAGGCUUACUCCUAUUUCCAUCUCAACAAAACAACGGGUAGUGUUACAACUGCGAGACGUCUUGAUAGGGAGAAGAGCACUGACGCCCACACUGACUUUGGCAUCAGCGGCCACAUGGAGGAUCAAGAUAUGUGCACCUUCAUUAUUAUUGGUGAACUCCAUACUACUCUGUCUGAUAUUAAUGACAACAGCCCAGUAUUUCAUUGUCCUGCCUGUGCGAGCGUUAAAGUCAAGGAAAAUGUUGAACCCGGAUACGUCUUGAUCGAGGGAAGUAUACAAGACGAUGACGAAGGCAAAAACGGACAGUCAAACUUUAUAAUCAAUGAAACGUCAGCCUUCACAAUAGAAACAAGUAAUGGAAAAUCGUUCAAAAUCCGAGUGAACACCACGCUUGACAGGGAGACAGUACCUGCAUAUUACUUAACCAUUUACGCCGUAGAUGGUGCAGCAGGCAGUGCAGUGCGGCAAACAAGUUCGACAUAUCUGAACAUAAAGGUGGAGGAUGUCAACGACAACCCUCCGGUUUUUACAACAACAACGACGUCCUUUCAUGUGCAGGAGAACCAAGGUGGCGUUCUUGUUACAACGCUAAACGCUACAGACAGAGACGCGGGGUUGAAUGGAAAGGUCUCCUUUCUAAUAAAAUCUGGUGGUCUUGGUUUCUUUAGUAUUAAUAAUGGAACGCUCAAAACGACCAAAGGUAUUGAUAGGGAAGCUUAUGCUUCUUUUGAUUUGAAUAUUGUAGCCUUUGACGCUGGAAGUCCUCAGCUGAGUACAUAUCGGAAUGUCACCAUCGACAUCAUAGACGUGAAUGAUAACGCUCCUGUGUUUCAUGGCAUCGAUGGCCAAGUGUUUCAAGUUGACGAAAAUACUGCAUGUUCGACGGAUAUUGUAACUGCUACUGCAACUGACUUAGAUACAGGGAACAAUGGUGUCAUCGUAUACAGUCUUGGAGGUAACGAUAGUCACAUGUUCUUAGUGGACAGCCACAACGGAGGUAUUAGGUGUAAGACGCCACUAGAUUAUGAAAGAAAAUCAGUGUAUAAGGAUUUAAUCCUUUUAGCCACCGACCAGGGACAACCGCCUCUAAAUUCAACAUCUGCUAUCACUGUGAAUGUCUUGGACGUCAACGACAACCCUCCGAUGUUCUCCAAGUCCAGCUACGAAGUUAAUGUUACGAACACUGCGACGAAAGGUAGCAUACCGCUUUUACUUCUCAGUGUACAUGAUGCUGAUUCAGGAGAGAAUGGAAAUGUGUCAUUAUCUGUUGCAAGUUCACAGUAUCCUAACCUAUUUACAGUUACUUCAAACCUCAUACGACUCACUACAUCACCGCAGCUUACAAACAAAGACUAUGUUUUCAACGUUAUUGCAAACGACGGCGGAACUCCUUCGUUGUCUGCUACGACCACGGUAACGGUGCACGUCGACCAAAGUGUAUCAAACGGACUAAAAUUCAAGGACACUGACUUCAGUCUUACUGCCAAAGAAAACAUUGACUACACAACGAAGGUUAUUGGAAAUGUCUCAGUAACGAAUUCUGGAGAAAGUCCUUUGACGUUCUCAAUAGAUGCUGAUUUCGGCAAAUCGAACUUUUCAGUAAACAGUGCAGGGGAUAUUUUCUUUGCUGGCACAUUUGACCGAGAGAUACAAGACUCGUACAACCUAAUUGUGAGAGUGACUCAACACGGUGCGGCUGAUGUAGCAGUGGUGCGUGUCCAUGUAGAUGAUGUCAACGACAACCCUCCGAUCUUCACUCUUCAAUCCGAUCAACUGAUCUUCAGCGAACCUGAGGACGUGAAUGUCGACACAGUCAUAUCGACUGUCACUGCCAGUGACAAGGAUGCGGGGGAAAACGGUCACGUGACAUAUUCCCUUCAUCCAGUAACAGAUUUUUCGAUACACCCAACCAAAGGCAAAUUAAAAGUAGCCAACGGCCUCGAUGCGGAUAAUCCCUCUCGUCGGUCUUACAAUAUAACAAUAACGGCGACGGACAAUGGUAUUCCAAGAAAAGGUGCAACUGUAACGGCAACAGUCCUUGUGACCGACGUCAACGACAACUCUCCAGUGUUCAGUUCACCGACGUACUCUUUCAGCGUAAAGGAAAACGCCGCUGUUAACUCUGAGGUGUCCACAAUACAAGCUACAGACGACGACUACAGCAAGGACACCAAUGGCUUGGUCAGCUACGAUAUGGCGACAUCAACACAGCCAUGCCCUUUCUUCAUUAAAGAAGUUUCAGAUCCAAACACUAACGAUGUACAGGGCAGCAUCCAGGUCAAGGAGACACUGGACUAUGAAAGUGUCAGGGCAUACACGUGUAUAGUCACGGCGCAUGACAACCCAGAACGGUCCAGUCAGAAGAGCAGCACAGCCACAGUCAACAUUGCUGUGGAGGAUGUUAACGAUAACGUCCCAUUUUUUCUGAACGAGCCCUACAUCGCCAAUGUCAGUCGAGAAGGCGCAGAGAAAACUUUCACUUUUAACGUCACCGCCGACGAUGUCGAUACGGAUGCAGUCAAUGGUCAAAUCCAAUACAGCCUAGCAGACGAUCUGAAGACAACCAAUCCGCUUUUCAAGAUCGAUCCGUUCACGGGGACUGUGUCAGUUGUGGACUCCCUUGCAACUGUUCCUGAUUUUUUUAAUUUGACCAUAACAGCCAAAGAUACCAAGCAUAGCAACAGCACAACACUCACCAUUUACAUCAUGGACAAUAAUCAGAGGCCAAUGUUUAUAAAGCCAAAGUACACCAUCAGUAUCGUCGAGGAAAGGGAGAUCCUCAAGCCACUUAUCCUCACCAAAGUGACAGCGAAAGACGAUAACAAGCCAACCUGUAACUGCACGUAUGAAAUAGGUAGGACGCAGCAGGUGCCCCAAGUUAUUGUGAUAGCGCUUGGUGACUUAAGGUCAACCUGCAACUCUACGUAUGAAAUAGGUAAGACACAACAGGUGCCCGAUGUCGGUGUGAUAGCGCUUGGUGACUUUAGGUCACCCUAUAACUGCACGUAUGAAAUAGGUAAGACACAACAGGAGCCCGAUGUCGGUAUGAUAGCGCUUGGUGACUUUAGGUCACCCUAUAACUGCAUGUAUGAAAUAGGUAAGACACAACAGGUGCCCGAUGUCGGUGUGAUAGCGCUUGAUGACUUUAGGUCAUUCUGUAACUGCACGUAUGAAAUAGGUAAGACACAACAGGAGCCCGAUGUCGGUGUGAUAGCGCUUGAUGACUUUAGGUCAAUCUGCAACUGCACGUAUGAAAUAGGUAAGACACAACAGGAGCCCGAUGUCGGUGUGAUAGCGCUUGAUGACUUUAGGUCAUUCUGCAACUGCAUGUAUGAAAUUGGUAAGACACAACAGGAGCCCGAUGUCGGUGUGAUAGCGCUUGAUGACUUCAGGUCAACCUGUAACUGCAUGUAUGAAAUAGGUAAGACACAACAGGAGCCCGAUGUCGGUGUGAUAGCGCUUGAUGACUUUAGGUCAUUCUGCAACUGCACGUAUGAAAUUGGUAAGACACAACAGGAGCCCGAUGUCGGUGUGAUAGCGCUUGAUGACUUUAGGUCAUUCUGUAACUGCACGUAUGAAAUUGGUAAGACACAACAGGAGCCCGAUGUCGGUGUGAUAGCGCUUGAUGACUUUAGGUCAACCUGUAACUGCAUGUAUGAAAUAGGUAAGACACAACAGGAGCCCGAUGUCGGUGUGAUAGCGCUUGAUGACUUUAGGACAACCUGUAACUGCACGUAUGAAAUAGGUAAGACACAACAGGAGCCCGAUGUCGGUGUGAUAGCGCUUGGUGACUUUAGGUCACCCUAUAACUGCACGUAUGAAAUAGGUAAGACACAACAGGAGCCCGAUGUCGGUGUGAUAGCGCUUGAUGACUUUAGGUCAACCUGUAACUGCACGUAUGACAUAGGUAAGACACAACAGGUGCCCGAUGUCGGUGUGAUAGCGCUUGAUGACUUUAGGUCAACCUGUAACUGCACGUAUGAAAUUGGUAAGACACAACAGGAGCCCGAUGUCGGUGUGAUAGCGCUUGAUGACUUUAGGUCAAUCUGCAACUGCACGUAUGAAAUUGGUAAGACACAACAGGAGCCCGAUGUCGGUGUGAUAGCGCUUGAUGACUUUAGGUCAUUCUGCAACUGCACGUAUGAAAUUGGUAAGACACAACAGGAGCCCGAUGUCGGUGUGAUAGCGCUUGAUGACUUUAGGUCAACCUGUAACUGCACGUAUGAAAUUGAUGGUUCAGAAUAUUUUACUAUGGAUAAAACGACCGGAAGCGUCCUUCAGGUAAAGUCUGUGGACAGAGAAACAACGGGUAAUAAUAUAACGCUACAUAUCACAGCCACUGACCACGGGUCUCCUCCAAAGUCUACCGCUACGUUGCUUGUGAUCAACAUCGUUGACAUCAACGACAAUGCCCCAUUCCUCAAGUCCCAGAACUUUACAGUUUCCCAGAAGGCACCGAUCAACACAGUAAUCAGCCACGUAGCUUAUACAGACGAGGAUGAACCGUCAACAUCACGUCCACGUUUCACCACUAUGUUCAACACCAACAACAGCAUACGACUCCGUGAAGAUGGAGCGCUGGUUGUAACUCGAUCUCUUUGGAACCCUGAGAUGGAGAGUUAUGAUAUUACGAUUGUGACGCAGGUUCUGGACAGGAAGAAUGUCAUCCAAGCGCUCCCCGAACACAGGAACUACACUGCAGAAAAGGAACAUAAAAAUACAGCCUCGGUCAUCAUCACUAUACACCAGAAAAACAACACAUAUGCUCCACAGUUUACACGAGGUACAUAUACCACGGAGCUCUCCACUACAGCCAGGAGCUCCCAAGAGGUUCCAGUACCAGGAUUCAAGGCAGUAGACAAGGACGGCGACAACAUUACAUAUGCCAUACUUUCCGGCAACUUCAGGGAUACUUUCAGGAUAAAUAAUGUAACUGGUGCAAUCACGUUGACGUACGACAUAGAUGUUCAUGUUCCUCAUGUCAUAAGCCUCACUAUCAAAGCAACUGAUGACGCCGAAGUGUUUAAGACAGGAACGUGUUUGGUUCAGAUUACACUUGAAGGCUCAUCAAGCAGGCAAUGUUAUUCUCCCUCUGAGCUGAGCCAACAGGUCGCGUCCAACACAUCGCCACAGACACAGUUCAUUGCUCCCCUUGGUGUUACGGCGGGCCUGUUGGCCCUAGCGAUCAUCGUAUGCCUUGUCCUCAUCGUCAAACUUCGUCUGAAAAAAAGAAACGACACAUCUGUAACGAAUGCAACAACGAACCAGACCAACUACAGCAACUUAUCUAAAGCCAGAGAAACUCCCGAACCUUACGAGCCGCUUGCUGAUCCAAAUCGAUUUUCGGAGGAGCCAGUGAGCAAUCCAGGAUAUAUUUCACACGACAGGAGUAGGACGAGUGCAUGCGCACAACCGCCUCCACCCCCAUGUGAACCCAGCCCAGUCAGCGAUGAACAGCGGAGAGGACCAUAUAGACGCGGUGAUGGGGGUAGAAGCUAUGACGAUCUUGAGAGGAGUCGCUUACCACGAUAUCAGCCCCAGAGGACAAUGAAUAAUAUUUAUCUCUUGAUUUGGUUCUCACUUCCAUUAUUGGUCCCAUGUGGUAACUAUCAAGAACAGGAUGAACAGAUUUUCUGGCCAAGUUCAAUAUUUAUAUCCAGAAGUGGAUUUCAAAGAAGACAAUCAGAAGACACGAAGGACAAUUCACCUGGUGUGCCAGUUUUAAACGGAUACCACAUUAAGCAACACAAACGUCAGUAUUAUGACGGCAAGAAGGACUUGCAUAAACGUUUUAUGAAUCUGUCGCCGAACAGGACUACCAUACCCCCAUGUGCUUCUGUUCUACAAUUCAAUGCAUCUCGAAAUACAUCUCAUUAUUUCAACAAUACCUGCAACAAUGUGUUUGGUCAUGGCAACUCGAGUUUACAGAUUGUCCUUGCACCCGGGCUAAUGGAGCCACUGCUGAGACUGCAGAUGUCUCAAGAUGGAAGGAAGCUGUUGGCGAGCUUGUCUUACAUGUUCAGGAAUCUAAGCGAGAAGGACGUAAACAUGAUAUCUUCCAUUCUGCCUCGGGCCAAUCCGUAUAUAGCCCCAGGGGGAGGCUUCAUCCGACUCGUGCACAGUUUAUGGGCAUCCGGAGAUGGAAAACAAUUCAUCCUCAGGAUGGUGCGGAAUCUCAACAACAUCACAUCCCGCCAAAUCUCAACUGUACUGAAUCUCAUGUCUUCACAGAGAACGUCAACACGGCUUUCAGUGUUCACAUAUUUCCUGUCGGACAAAGCCGGACAUGAUCUAGUGAAUGGUAUCUUUGGUAGAAACGUCAGUGACAGUCUUCUAAAGUAUGUGUCUUUCAUAUCCCAACUGCACAACAACACUCGACUUAGCAUUUUCAACGAUAUUGUUUCACCUGGAAGCCAUCUUAAUACAAUAUUAAUGGAUAAAAUCAGACAUAACAUGACAUUUGAUGUCACAAGAGGCAUGCAAAACUGUUCCUGUAAAAACAAUGUCAACGUAAAGCCUCCUGAAGCAGCGCUUGGACAAUCCUGUGAACAUUCAAAAUGUCAAGUGAAACACAGUGUCUGCUGUCGAGGCAAUGAUGGGAUUUUGUCCUGCAUUUGUUUGUCGGGAUACCUCAGAGCAGUCAAUGGAACAUGCAUUACUGCACCAACGAAAGUAUUGGAAGAGAGUGUGCAUGAAUAUUGGAUCCACCCCAAUGCCCAGUUAGGAACACUCGUGGCGACAUUCAGUCUCCUCUCUCUCCCUGGAAUACUACACGAUCUUCAAGUCUCCGUCGACGUCGUUCCCCGAGGUAGUGGUAUAUCAGCCGUCGUCAACCAAAGCAACAUCUCCUUGGUCCUCGUGUCGUCACCACGUUACAAGAACAUUAUGAUACACGUUACAGCUUCAACAGGAUACACUCACAUCCAUCAAGUACUACCAGUGCGGAUUUCUACACUGGUCGACUCUAAACCUAAAACUGUCAACUUCUUUGUCCUGGAUGGUACGCGGAAUGGGACACUAGUUGCGGAUAUCAUCUCGGAAGUUUUCAGCCAGGAUUAUCCGUAUUUUAACAUAACCAACAGCUAUCCGGGUCAGAUUGCUAACAUUCUGUUCACUUUAUCACAACGUGGGCAGUUGCUUUUGACACGAGACGUGGAUUUGUAUUUGCUAAGUGGGGAUGACAGCAUAUGCUCUCUUGAGCUGUUCUUUAAAGUCACAGCUUGGGACAAAAGGUCAACCCGAUCUGUGGUACUGGCGAAGGUUCACAUUCUUAUCAUCAAGAAUUCAUUUAAUUACUCUGUAGAAGAGAAUCUUCUCAAUAUACCUGUGUUGAAGAACUCAUUACGGCCAUUCAGUCAACCUCAGUUCAACGUUUGUAUAUCUGAUCUUAAUAAGGUGUUUACGUACGAAAAUGAAACUGUAAUACUUCGAGAAUAUUUGGACUUUGAAAACCCUCAUCAUCACGAUCUUCAAUUUUCAGUCAGGAUACGGACCCUAGAUGGGCUACGAGAAACGUCCAUUUCAGCAAAUAUUCAUGUUCAGAAUGUAAAUGAUGAACCCCCAGUAUUUAUACUUCCAGUGUAUAGUUUCAGUAUGCGCAAAGGUUCUCCAAGAGGAAGCAUAGUCGGUAUUGUCAAGGCCACUGAUCCAGAUACGCCCGAACAACACCUAUCAUAUACCCUGCAUGGGAAGGACAGACAGCUUUUUAGAAUCGGAGCUGAUGGGGCGAUAAGUGUUGAUGUCCUCAGUAAUCUGAGCAGUGGUUUUAAUUUGACGGUGUCAGUGUCAGAUGGGGUGAGUCGGUCAGUUCGUGAUAGUGUAGUGAAAGUGACCGUUGUAACACAGAAUAUUCCGAUGAAAAACCUUCGUCUGAUGUUUGAUUUGCAUAUACCAGAACAUUCCCCUAGAGGCAUUCAAGUAGCAAGUCUGAAGACAUACUCUUCAGCCAUUUCUAAUUACACAGACUAUCAUAUUCUAGAGGCACAGAACACAUUCAGGAUAGACGGGAACACAGGCAGUAUCUCCAUCAUACAGGAUCUCGACAGGGAAGCCGGACAUCACGUGCAAACAUUCACAGUCAUGGGCGUGGAGCGAGAUACCACGCACUGUGGAUUGGUGAUUCUUGGGACGCUACGUGUAGUAAUAGAUGACAUCAAUGACCACACUCCUCAGUUUGACUCCAGUUCAUAUGACAUUUAUUUAUUGGAAAACGAUGCUUCAGCGAUUGGCAAAGUUGUGCUAAAGGUUACGAUCUUUGAUCCCGAUGAGGGCCAAAAUGGAACAUCACAUUUUUCUUUGUUUGGCCAAAACCGGAACAGUUUUCGCGUGGACACAACCGAUGGCAAAACUGCAAACAUUAGCCCAAAUACGACAUUUGACAGAGAAACAAUCCAAGAUUUUGUUCUUAAUCUCGUGGCCAAGGAUGGCGACAGGAACAGAUCAAGUGGAAAUACAAGCUUCGCCUCCAUCAAGGUCCACGUGAUCGACAUCAACGACAAUGCCCCAGAAUUUGACAGCGACAGUGGAACUCAUUUAACUAUUCGAGAAAAUGCAGACACGUGUUGUUCAGAGAGCAUAAGCGCUACCGAUGAGGACUCAGGUGCAAAUGGAAACGUGUCUUUCAUUGUAGUAAGCGGAAAAGGGUAUUUUGAGAUAGGGCAGCAAACUGGCGUUCUUUGUACAACAGAGAAGCUGGACAGAGAGGUUUACGGAAGUAUUAAUAUCUCACUUGAAGCAUUCGAUCACGGUGAACCGCAACUUAAGUCAUUACGAAACUUUACGGUCAGCGUGCUUGAUGAGAACGAUAACGCACCAAGAUUUAAAAAUAACCUUCCUAUUAUUACAACAUAUCCGGAAAAUAAGACGUGCAAAUCUCUAAACAUUACUAUAAUGGCAGAAGAUGCCGAUAUAAACAAGACAGUAACCUACAACUUGUCAAGUAAAUUUUUCAAGAUCAACAGCUCCACUGGAGAUAUUUGGUGUAAACAGCCCCUGGAUUUCGAAGCUCAGAUGAAGCACACCUUGACCGUCUUUGCUGUGGAUUCGGGGAAGCCUGUGAGAAGUGCGUCCACGAUUGUUGUCGUCGAUGUACAAGAUGUCAACGAUAACAAACCUAUUUUCUCUAAAUCUGUGUUUGAAAUAUGGUUUUUGAAAUCUCACUGGGCUGCUAACAAGCCAGUGCUUGUGCUUGAUGUCUCAGACGCCGAUUCUGGAAAAUAUGGAGAAAUCACAUUUUAUACACACAGUCAGAACCUUUCUCAGUAUUUCACAGUUGCUGGUAAUGUUGUUCGCACAGUAAGUUCACAGGCACCUUCUGUUGGUAACUACACAUUUAACGUCACAGCUAAGGACGGAGGGUCCCCACCAAACUCAGCGACAGCGCAAGUAGUAAUACACUUAUUGACUAUACAAACGUCUUUGCUCAAUUCGUCUCGCCCACGUCCGGUUCUAAUAGGUUAUCCGCACAAUGAGGUCCCCUUCACUGUUAUUGAGAACAGAAACUACUCAACAAAGGCAAUAGGUAUGAUCAAUACAAACGUAAAUCCUGUGCAGAAGAUCACAUACACACUUGUGGAAACAAGUGGACCAUUCAUAUUGAACGCAAGCACGGGAAGUUUAUUUUACAGAGACCAGUUUGACCGAGAGAAGAAAUCUCUUCAUCAGCUGAUGAUCAGAGCCCAAUUGACGAAUGGAAGUGAUUACGAUCUUGCUCUUGUAAAUAUCAGUGUUAGUGACGUCAAUGACAACAAACCACGUUUCCAAACAGACAACCACCAACAAGUCUAUCUGAAAGAGAGUGUAGCAAUAGACACUGAAGUGAUUGUUGUUAAUACCACCGACCCUGAUGCCGGAGCCAACGGCAAUGUGACCUACACGCUGUCACCUCAUGCAGACUUUACAAUCGGAGAGCAGACUGGAAUUGUGAGAGUAGCCCGGAUGUUGGAUGUUGAUUCUGGAAAUAGCAGUGUUCGUCUUCUGCGGGUUACAGCCAGUGAUCAGGGAGAUCCGCCACUGACGUCGUCGACAACAUUACACAUCGUCCUCGUGGACGUCAAUGACAACGCUCCUGAAUUUACCCAACACAGAUACACCUUUCAUGUGAAGGAAAAUGCUGAAGUUAAUGAGAAGGUACAUGGGAGUAUUCCUUUGAGGGCGUACGACAGAGAUUUAGACCAUUCUACGAACGGACAUGUGAUUUACAACAGGACUAUGGUUGCUGUUGGAGAACGAGGAAACUGCCCCUUCUACGUAUCAGAAAAUGGCGAUAUCGGUGUAAAUAGUAAACUCGACUAUGAGACAAAACGAAACUACUGCUGCAUCGCGACAGCCUCCGAUAGUCCAGUCUACGGUAACAGCAUGAAUGCCAGAACCUUCGUAAAUAUCUACGUGGAUGACGUCAACGACAAUGCACCUGAAUUUAAGAAUAUUCCUUAUACAGUCAACAUCAGUCAUGAUGCUGCAGUGGGCUCCGUAGUUACUGACGCCGUAGUAGCCAUCGACAGCGAUACCGCUGGGAACGGGGUCGUCACGUACUCCCUUAUCAAUGCAUACAAAAUGAAUUUCAGCAUUGACGCAUCUACCGGGAUAAUAACCGUCAAGCAUCCUCUGUGGUCCUUGCCUCCAACAGUGACACUGACUGUUCUCGCAGUAGAUAUGCCACAGUCCGACACUCCAUUGAACACCUCCGCAAACGUGGUUAUAAGCAUUUUCGGCAACCCUCGGCCUCGAUUUCUGAAACAUCGAUAUGAUGCUACAGUCAAAGAGGAGGCUGAGCCAUUGAAUGACAUCGUGCAGGUAGUUACAACAGGGCAUCUCCACAUCCAGGGCAACGCCAGCACACAGGAAUACAACUACACACUACAGGCCGGAGAGUUCUCCGACUACUUCCGAAUCAACAACAGCAACGGCAUGGUGAGUCAGACGCGGCCGGUAGACCGGGAGGUGACGGGGGGCAUGAUGCUGCUGUACGUCACAGUGAGUGAGGGCGUGUCUCUGACCAGGAGGGACACCGCCGUCAUCAACGUCACUGUAGAUGACAUCAAUGACAACGUGCCCGUAUUCACACCGGCGCAACAGAUACAGACAUUUGUCACCACCCAGACAACUCAUGUGGGUCACGUGAUUGGCCGUGUUGCAUCCUACGACAACGACGACCCAGCAAUGUCUUCUGCCGUGUACAGACCGGUCAUAGCCAAUAGGUGCAUCUCUGUAGACACCUCCGGUCAACUUACAGUUAGAGAACCUUUGGUCAAGGAAGGAGUUGAGGUCUACACAAUACAGCUGAUGGUGAGCGUGUCUGAUGGCUCCAUCCUCCAUGGCGUGUCCAACAUUACCCGGCUUACUCAGCAAAACACGUCCGCUCUGAUUAUAAUUCACGUCAAGCAGUUGCAAAACUCUCAUGCACCAACAUUCACACAAGAUUUAUACGAGGCAAACAUCUCGUCAACAUCCCGUCAGCACACAACGAUUCUCAUCCCAGAGUUCAACGCAACUGACGGAGACGGCGAUAACAUUACAUAUUCCAUUGUAUCUGGCAACGUCAGGGAUUUAUUCCAUGUAGACAGAGCGUCUGGAGUUCUUUCCCUCCAGUAUGACGUUGACAGUACAAUUCCUCCCGUUAUGAACCUCACUGUAGAAGCGGUGGACAGCGGAUUUGUAUCGAAAUCCAGCACGUGUGUCAUCAUCAUCAGACAGGAAGGCUCUGACGCCAGACAGUGCUACUCCUCAAAUGAAUUAAAUCUCCAGAUUCAGACUGAGAUAAACAAGGUGUAUCCGGUCGUCGUUGGUGUGGUCGCUGGCCUACUGGUUGCUGCUGUUGUUGUAGCCAUUGUGUUGGCUGUUAAACUGUGCAUGUCACGGAAGUUACUGAGUCAGCUAUAUUGCACCAACACCGUGCUCUCAUCGACGGUGGAUCAGAAUGGACAGCGCAUGCGGUAUGCAAGGUCAAGUGUUGACCGGGACUACAGAGAGGCACGGCCGUACACUAGUAUUGAUGAUCUGAGUGAAGUUUUUUACAUUGAUUAUGGUUCCCUAAGCAAGACGGGUGGUACUCAGCGAAGUCACACGUACAGUGCCGCUGAUCCAGACUACGAGUCGAUCCAGAACGACGCAAGUGACAGAUACAAGGGACAUCUGUAGGGUGUUCCACGUACAUUUAAGAACAUCUCUGGAACAUUUGGCAGUGUGUGCGGCAGCACCGCGUGUGCAAACAGGACGUUGUAUACUAGGGGUAGCCUCAUAAUAAUAUACUACGGGAUACCUUGAUCGUAGACUUCUGGAAACGUACAUGGAGGGAUUAUCUCGCUUUAAUUUGUUUGGCAUCACCCAGAACUGGCAGCUGACAAAUCAUUUUCAGAAUCAGAAUCAGAAUCAGUUUAUUCUCAGAAACCACAAAAGGUGGUACAAGAGCAUAUUACAAUAUAUAAUUAUGCAUAUGUACAAAAAGCAGACAAGAUGGCAAUUAAUAUCAACAUGUGAUUACCUAGCAUUUUUAAUACUAAUGGACAUUUUUACAAUAAAUCUCGAAUAAAUUUUUUUA
This is a messenger RNA of Haliotis rufescens (red abalone), 17584 nucleotides long. RefSeq names its product protocadherin Fat 4-like. Gene Ontology annotation, molecular function: calcium ion binding. NCBI's taxonomy places the organism in Eukaryota, Metazoa, Mollusca, Gastropoda, Lepetellida, Haliotidae. The record is from RefSeq and is a predicted model, not a curated record. The transcript is spliced from 45 exons. Gene Ontology annotation, cellular component: plasma membrane. Gene Ontology annotation, biological process: homophilic cell-cell adhesion. Bases 3232 to 17184 code for a protein of 4650 amino acids.